Messenger RNA from Plasmodium malariae, 1119 nucleotides. Its product is annotated as tyrosine--tRNA ligase, putative. Lineage: Eukaryota; Apicomplexa; Aconoidasida; Haemosporida; Plasmodiidae. Gene Ontology annotation, biological process: tRNA aminoacylation for protein translation. Bases 1 to 1119 code for a protein of 372 amino acids. The record is from RefSeq and is a predicted model, not a curated record. The transcript is spliced from 3 exons. Gene Ontology annotation, molecular function: tyrosine-tRNA ligase activity; ATP binding.
AUGGAGUCAUUUAAUACAAAAAGGGAAGAAACAGAAGGUGAGGAGAAGAAGGAACAGGAGAAAAAUAUAGAAGACGUAGAUAACAGACUUAAUGAAAUUCUUUCCGUUGCUUCGGAAUGUAUUCAAUCGGAGGAGCUAAGAGCAAAACUUCUUUUAAAGAGAAGACUAAUUUGUUACGACGGUUUUGAACCUUCUGGGCGUAUGCAUAUAGCGCAAGGGUUGUUAAAAAGUCUAAUUGUGAACAAGUUAACGAGUAACGGAUGCACGUUUAUCUUUUGGGUAGCCGAUUGGUUUGCUCAGUUAAAUAACAAAAUGUCAGGGGACUUGAAAAAAAUAAAAAAAGUAGGAAAUUACUUUAUUGAAGUUUGGAAAAGCUGUGGUAUGAAUAUGGAACAUGUACAAUUUUUGUGGGCUAGCGAUGAAAUAAACAAAAAAGCAAAUGAGUAUUGGUCAUUAGUUAUUGAUAUAUCGAAAAGCUUUAAUAUUAAUAGAAUAAAAAGAUGUUUAAAAAUAAUGGGUAGAAGUGAAGGAGAAGAAAAUUAUUGUUCACAAAUUUUAUACCCAUGUAUGCAAUGUGCUGAUAUAUUUUUUUUAAAUGUUGAUAUCUGUCAGUUAGGCACAGAUCAGAGAAAAGUAAAUAUGUUAGCACGAGAAUAUUGUGAUAUUAAAAAAAUAAAAAAAAAACCUAUUAUUUUAUCACAUGAAAUGUUACCAGGCCUAUUAGAGGGUCAGGAAAAAAUGUCCAAGUCAGAUGAAAACUCAGCAAUAUUUAUGGACGAUUCAGAAGCCGACGUUAAUAGAAAAAUUAAAAAAGGUUACUGCCCACCUAAUAUUAUUGAAAAUAAUCCAAUUUUUGCUUAUGCAAAGUGUAUAAUAUAUCCCUACUACAAAGAGUUUCACUUGAUGAGAAAGGAAAAAAAUGGAGGCGACAAAGUGUAUAAAACACUUGAGGAGUUAGAAAAGGACUACGUUGAAGGAGCAAUUCACCCAUUAGACUUAAAGGAUAACGUUUCGACGUACCUGAACAAAAUGCUGCAACCAGUUAGAGAUCAUUUUCAGAAUAAUGAAGAGGCCAAAAAAUUAUUAAAUGAAAUAAAGAAGUAUAAAGUAACAAAAUGA